Molecule: messenger RNA, 1313 nt
Organism: Malus domestica (apple)
Lineage: Eukaryota; Viridiplantae; Streptophyta; Magnoliopsida; Rosales; Rosaceae
Biological process (GO): protein neddylation
Cellular component (GO): ubiquitin ligase complex
Molecular function (GO): ubiquitin conjugating enzyme binding; ubiquitin-like protein binding; cullin family protein binding
Source: RefSeq, a predicted model, not a curated record
CACGCAUUUAACGGUCGCUGCCCGUGGCCUCGGAAAAAAGCAAUUAAACAAAAAAAAAAGGAAAAACAGAAAUAAAAACCAAUUGGAAACACAAUAUGCAAGGAACCCAGAAAGCCAGACCCCAUUGAGGGAGAUACAGACAGAUUCUUCUUCUGUAUUUCUCUGUGUACGUAUUACACAGAAACUGAGCAAAACCUUGGUUUUCUCUCUCUAGGAGCAGUUCAAGGUUUGCGUUUUCAUCAUCGUCCACCUCAAAGAUGAACAAGUUGGGUAAAGGGCAACGCGAUAAGCUCCAGCAGUUCAUCAUGAUAACUGGAGCGAGUGAAAAAGUGGCUCUGCAGGUUCUGAAGGAGAGUGAUUGGCAUCUUGAAGGAGCGUUUGAUAUCUUCUACACUCAGCCCCAGCUGCAAGCAGAGACUGAUUCUAAUACUGAUUCUAAUACUAAUUCUAGACAAUUGGAGGAAUUAUACAAUACAUAUAAAGAUCCAGAUGUUGAUAUGAUACUUGUUGAUGGUAUCAGCCUCCUUUGCAAUGAUCUUCAGGUGGAUCCUCAAGAUAUAGUCAUGUUAGUUGUUUCUUGGCACAUGAAGGCAGCUACCAUGUGUGAAUUUUCCAAAGAGGAGUUCGUAGAGGGAUUAGAACCACUAGGGAUAGAUUCUUUGGACAAGUUUCGUGAAAAGAUACCAUUUAUGAGAUCCGAGCUGAAAGAUGAACAAAAGUUUCGAGAGGUAUAUAAUUUUGCUUUUGACUGGGCAAAAGAAAAGGGUCAGAAAUCUUUGGCAUUGGAUACUGCAAUUGGAAUGUGGCAAUUAGUGUUUGCUGAAAAGCAGUGGCCGUAUGUUGAACAUUGGUGUCAGUUCUUACCGGCUCGGCAUAACAAGGCCAUUUCGAGGGACACAUGGUCUCAACUAUUGGAGUUUGCAACGGCUGUGGAUCCGUCACUGUCAAACUAUGACGCGGAAGGUGCCUGGCCAUAUCUGAUUGACGAAUUUGUCGAGUACUUGAAGGAGAACGGAGCAAUCCAAAAGGGUUAAUUGCCUGAAUGGAGCCAGAACUGAUUAGGACUGCUUUUUGGUGAAUUAGAAGUCUCUCAGCUUAUUACUGUGAUUGAGGAGUACUGCCCUGUAAUUGAACUCGGUUCGUCUUCAAAACACGACGACCAAAACCUCGCUCUAAAAUAUAUGAUUUUUACACUUUACAAUCGGUUAGAUCGUUGGUCUGGAAUGUAUAUUAUCUGGUACAAUUUUUGCCUCUUUGUUUCGUGGAAUAUCUAGUACAAUAUCUGAAUAAGUGAAGCCAGCAUCUGGAACUUA